AUGACAAAUGGAGCGACCUACGCCAGUCUCCGCACAACAUCCGCAUCUCAACCCGGAACGUUUCAAGCUUUACAACACACAAAUCUAAGGCGGUACGAUUUAACGCCAUGGACCCAAAAUAAUGAUCUCCUCGUCACUCGCGACUUUGUCGAAACGGUCGAAACAAUACACGCAGAAGACCAAGACUGGUAUGUCAAGGCAGUCAAAUGGGUUGCAUAUUCGAUUUACGAUGGUCAGUAG
This is a messenger RNA of Exophiala oligosperma, 240 nucleotides long. RefSeq lists its product as uncharacterized. Bases 1 to 240 code for a protein of 79 amino acids. The record is from RefSeq and is a predicted model, not a curated record. The transcript has 2 exons. Lineage: Eukaryota; Fungi; Ascomycota; Eurotiomycetes; Chaetothyriales; Herpotrichiellaceae.